Molecule: messenger RNA, 2876 nt
Organism: Penicilliopsis zonata CBS 506.65
Lineage: Eukaryota; Fungi; Ascomycota; Eurotiomycetes; Eurotiales; Aspergillaceae
Exons: 3
Coding region: 1-2775 (924 amino acids)
Biological process (GO): phosphatidylinositol dephosphorylation
Cellular component (GO): endoplasmic reticulum
Molecular function (GO): phosphatidylinositol-4-phosphate phosphatase activity
Source: RefSeq, a predicted model, not a curated record
AUGCCCGUGGUGCGCAAACUGGUCAUCUUCGCAGCGGUAGACGGCCUGAUACUCCAACCACACUCUGGCCGACAGGCAGGAUAUCACGAAUCCUCUGCGUUGCAGAUCGACUACAGGACUCGCAAUGUGUCGGUUGCGGGGGAGAAGCGGCUUGCCGAGGAUUCCGAUGGAUUAGAAUCCUACGGGCUGAUUGGCCUUCUUCCUGUCGCCUCUUAUUCGUUCCUCAUUUCCAUCUCGCAACGGACGCAAGUCGCCCAGAUCCACGGCAAACCAGUCUACGCCGUUACAGAUGUAGCGUUGAUUCCGCUCUCGAGUCGCGCGGAAGCGACGCAUGCAAUUGCUCAGGCGAGGGAACAUCUCGAGGAUACAGAUUACUCAGAGGAGGAAGACGAGGAGGCGAACGUGGGUAGUCUGCCUGGUUCGCCGACGAGGGAGGUCGCGGUGCAGAGUCCGCUGCAUACGCGCAGUCAGAGUACCAGUGGUGGGAUCGCGGAGGAUGUGAUCGGGAAGAAGGUUCCUUUCGGUCGGUUUGCGGCCUCAUGGCUGUCGCGCAAGGCGUUGGGAUUGUCGGCUUCGGGGUUGAGUGUUGACGGGUCGGAAGAUUCAGACAAUGACCGGCUAGAGAGGAGGAAUGAAAGGAAAGAAGAUAAGGAGAAGGAGAUUCUAGAAGAAGAGACGGACAUUCCGGCUGAAGGGGGACUACCGUCGGUUGAACUCCUGCCAAAGCUUCUCCGCUACACCAGGCUACUCUUCGCGUCGAAUAACUUCUUCUUUGCGCACGAGUACGAUCUCACGCGCCAGAUCGGGGUCUUUGACUCGUCCAGAUCGCCUUUACCGCUUCACAAGGCUGUCGAUCCAGUGUACUUUUGGAACCGCCACCUGAUGAGCCCAUUCAUAGAUGCUGGCGCACACGGGUUCGUGUUGCCGUUGAUCCAGGGCUUUGUGGGCCAGCGAGAGUUCACUGUUGCUGCGAAGCCAAAGGAAGAAGGCAAGCCGGUUGAAGGCGAAAUCCUAGGCGAGAAUGAGGCACAGCCUGCCGCUGAUGCUCUCAAACGGAACUUCCUGCUCACGUUGAUCUCAAGACGGUCUGUCAAGCGGCCAGGCCUCCGGUAUCUGCGGCGCGGCGUGGACGAUGACGGGAACACGGCGAAUUUCGUGGAGACGGAGCAGAUCCUCUCCGACCCGGGCUGGGACACUUGUCGAGACAUCUACUCUUUCCUGCAGAUCCGGGGCUCGAUCCCGCUGUACUUUUCGCAGUCGCCGUACGCGUUCAAGCCCGUUCCGACCCUGUAUCACCCGGCCGAGACGAACCAGAUUGCGUUUGAUCGCCAUUUCCGCACGCUGGGCCGCCGGUAUGGCAGGAUCCAGGCCGUCUCGCUCGUCGACAAGAGCGGCGGGGAGCUGAAGAUCGGCGAGCAGUACGAAAAGUACGCGGAGGCGCUCAACGCGUCGGGUGGGAUCGAGGGUUCGCCGCUCGGGCUGGUCUGGUUUGACUUCCACCACGAGUGUCGCGGGAUGAAGUUUGAGAACGUGCGGCGGCUGGUGGACGGGCUGGGCGACACACUGGACCAAUUCGGCUACACGGUCAUCUCGGACAAUGCCAUCUCGCAGAGCCAGACGGGGAUCGUGCGGACCAACUGCAUGGACUGCUUGGAUAGGACCGGGGUGGCGCAGUGCGCGUUUGGCGGAUGGGCGCUGGAACAGGCGCUGGGGCGGGCCGGCCUGGCGAUCGACCUGCACAACGACCCGUCGACGCAGUGGUUCAACACGAUCUGGGCGGACAACGGAGACGCGAUCUCGAAGCAGUACUCGUCGACGGCGGCGCUCAAGGGCGACUACACGCGGACGCGCAAGCGCAACUACCGGGGGGCGCUGAACGACUUCGCGCUGACGCUGUCGCGGUACUACAACAACCUUGUCAACGACUACUUCUCGCAGGCGUGCAUCGACUACCUGCUGGGCAACGUGUCGACGCGGGUGUUUGGCGAGUUCGCGGCGGAGAUGCAGAGCGCGGACCCGGGCAUCUCGGUGCAGAAGCUGCGACAGAACGCGAUCGAGACGAGCUGCAAGAUCGUCAUCGACGACCAGGCCGAGGACUUUCUCGGCGGAUGGACGAUGCUGACCCCGCGCGAGCCCAGCACGCUGCGCUCGCUGCCCUUUGAAGAGGCCGUGCUCCUGCUGACCGACGCGGCCGUGUACAGCUGCCGCUUCGAUUGGAACACAGACAAAGUUCUCUCCUUUGAACGCAUCGACCUGCGCCACAUCGCCCACAUCACCUAUGGCACCUACAUCACCUCCAUCCUGACCGACCGGCAGACCGACGAGGCCGACAACGUCGGCCUCCUCCUGCUCUACCGCGAGGGCGACGCCCACGCCCUGCGCGUCAACACUCGCUCGCUGCAAAGUUCCGCCAGCCUCCCUCCACCACCUUCUACUACUGCCAACUUUGACUGGGAUAUUUCCUCUUGGUUAAAGAAUGGAGGCAAUAAAAACCAGCGUUUCCUUGCCUUCAAGGCGCUUCCGCUUGCGACCUCGGUGCUGCCCGGGGCGGCGAGCAGCCGCCACCCGCGGCGGCCGACGGUCCGCCAGCGCGACUUUGUACGGUCCAUCUGCGAGGAGAUUGAGCGAGCGAUGCGAGCGUGUCAGGAACCACCUCACGCCGAGGGUCCCUCGGUGAUUGACGAGGCGGACAUCAUCUCCCUGGCGGAGGCAAAGAAGCGAACGGGGUAUUUUGAACAUUUGGUUUACGACAUCAAGAAGAUGGUGUGGGCGUGACACUAGAUACAGACCAUACUGUCUAUACUGUCUAUACUGUCUAUGUCUAUAUACUGUCCAUACUGUCUAUACUGUCUAUACACUGUCUAUGUCUAUGUCUA